Molecule: messenger RNA, 2415 nt
Organism: Canis lupus familiaris (dog)
Lineage: Eukaryota; Metazoa; Chordata; Mammalia; Carnivora; Canidae
Product: basic proline-rich protein-like
Exons: 3
Coding region: 1-2415 (804 amino acids)
Source: RefSeq, a predicted model, not a curated record
AUGCUCACCACUAUACCACCAACGCUGCACAGCCCGGGCCGCCCCCGGACGCCGGCCCAGGCUCCGCACCAGCGCCUCCUCGCCCUCUCGCCACCGCCUCCGCCGCCUGCCGCAGCCCUGCCCCGACGUGCCGGCCGGCCGCAGCUCUGCGCCGUCGCGGGCGCCACCAGCGGCCGCCCGGCGCCCCACCCGCGCCACCCCCACGCAGCCCUGGCUGCUCCGCAGGCACGACCGCCCGCCGCCUCCGCCGCCCGCCUCUGGGGGGCGCUCUCGCCGCCCUGCGGCUCCCGGGCCCUCGGCUGCCCGCCGGGGAGCCCCGCCCCUUGCCCCCUGCCCCCGUCGGCCCGGCCCCCACGGCCACCUCCACGGGCAGCCCGGCAGCCGGGCAGCUGUCCGUCGCGUGAGCGAGGAGCCCGUGGCGGCCAGCCUCCCGUCAGGAGGUCCCGGCUGGGCUGGGCCGAGCCCGCACGCGCCAGGGCGCCAGGGCGCCAGGGCCGACGAGGAAGGGCAGGGGGUGCGGGGGGUCGGGUCGACGGCGGGCAGGACGGGCCCCCGCGGUCGCCCCGCGCCUCUGGCCGCACGGGGCCGGGCGGAGGCACGAGGGAGGAGAAGCAGGACAAGGAGGAGAAGGAGGAGAAGGAGGACAAGGAGGGCCCUGGGGGCCGGCGUACGUUUGGGCAGCGCGGCGGCGGCGCCCGCGACCAAAAGAGGGCGUGUCUCGCCUCCCCGUCGGGGAAUCGAACCCCGGUCUCCCGCGUGACAGGCGGGGAUACUCACCACUAUACUAACGAGGACGGCGGCGGCGGCCGCCCGGGCGCCCGACCCCUCUCCGCCCGCCCGCCCGCCCGCCGGCCUGCCUGCCUGCCCACGCCCACCCGGGCCCUCGACGUCCCGCGCGCCCGUCCUGCCAGGCGCCCGCCACGUGCCCCGGGCCACGGCCCACCCGGCCCGACCCCCCGGCCGCCGCGUCAGCGCGCACAGCAGUCCCCCGGCCCGACUCGGAGCGUCGCGCCCCCGGACCCGCCGCCGCCCCCGCCCCCGCCCAGCCGCGCGGGGAUGGCGGCGGGAGAAGACGCCCGACACGGCAAGCAGGGCUGCGCCAGCCGCGGGCCGAAAUGCCGGCAGCCCCGCGCGGGCCGGGCCACGCUCCCACUGAGGGGCGCGCCUCGCUCGCCUCCUCGCUCUCCCAGCCCCGCCCUACACCUCCCCCCGCCCGCCCGCCGGGAGCGCGGGGUCCCCACGGCCUGUCCUUUCCGCCGGCCCCCAUUCAUUCCGUGGUCUCCACCCCCUCCGUCCCCGGGGCGCCCACGAGGCGUGGCCACCCGGAGGCCUCACCACGGCCACACGCCCGCCAGGCGGGCAGCCGAGCCCUCCGCGCGCCAGCCAGAGACGGGACCCCCGCCCCGUUCGCUGGGCCUGGCCCGGGGGGGCGGGGUGGGGUCCACCCCGCCGUGGUGGCUCCGGGGAGCCCUGAGCGCAAGGCAGCCCUGCCUCCCCGGGCCCCCUCCGCGCCGGAAGCCGCUGCGGGGCCGGGGCUCCAGGACGCCAGCGCGCUCCCUCACCGCGCCGCCCGCCAGCCAGCCAGCCGGCGGCCGCUCCGCCCAAGCGCACCUGCCGGCCUCACCCCCACCGCAGCCCAGCCGGCCCCGACGGAGAGCUGCGGGCAGAGCUCACACGCCUUUCUUUGGCCUCUUGGCUUGGGCGCUACUCGGCGGCCCCCAUCUCCGACGACGACACCGACGCCGACACGCACACACGCGCACCCACCUCCCCCCCCCCCCCACCCCGCGGCACCCCGGGAGCGCACACAAUCCGAGCUCCGGGCCCCAGCCGGCCCCCGCCGGCGCGCACUGCACGGGCCGGAGAGCCAUCCGCCCAUGGGCCUUCGGGGGGGCGCCGGGAGGGAAGGGAAGGUCCGCGCUGAGCUGCGCCGGCCACAGACGCCCCGCGCUGCCUGGGAAUCGGGCGCGGGUCAGGCUUGGCCAGGCUGCUCCUCCCGGCAGGACAGUGUCUGGCGGCGGCCCCGCCCCAGGGAGAGGGCGCAGGGUGAGCCGAGUCCGCCUCGGGGCCUCGCUGGGACCGUGGGCGCCGCGCGCCGGCCCGAGCCCGAGCCCGAGCCCGAGCCCGAGCCCUCGGCGCAUCUGCACGGGCGCGGAGCCUGUCUUGCAGACCGCGGGCCCGCCGCCCGCCCCCGCGCAGCGGGUGCUCACCACUGGCCGUGCCGGGACGACGACGAGCGCCGCUGGGGAAGCCGUCUGGUGGCCGCCGCCACCGGUGCAUGGGUGGUUCAGUGGUAGAAUUCUCGCCUGCCACGCGGGAGGCCCGGGUUCGAUUCCCGGCCCAUGCAGCGCGCCGCCCCCUUUUGGCCGCGCGCGCCCGGCUUCCUCGCGCACGCGCUCAAGCCACAGGGCCUGA